This is a messenger RNA of Paramecium tetraurelia, 4014 nucleotides long. RefSeq lists its product as uncharacterized. The transcript is spliced from 2 exons. The record is from RefSeq and is a predicted model, not a curated record. NCBI's taxonomy places the organism in Eukaryota, Ciliophora, Oligohymenophorea, Peniculida, Parameciidae.
AUGUGGCUCCCCUUCUUGAUCGUGAUUUCAGAAGCCUGUGAUGUCAGAAUCGAUGAAAUAAACAUCUAUCCAACUUAAGGAGAGAAUUACAUACUUCCAAUGGACACAUUAUUUAGUGGCAGGAACUUGUCCUAUUUUUGUUAGAACUGCCCCAACAACCUUAUUCUCUAUAAUACCUUCGAAACUAUUGUCUCCAAAGACAAUUAUGGCUUCACCACUAAGUCAAUCGACUCAAAUAAGACACAUUUUGCUGUCUUGACUUACGAAUAAACUCUAAAUAUUUAUAAUAAUGAUCUAGAUUUGGUAUCAAAUCUCUAACUAACUGAUGGUUGGACGUAUUUUAAUGCAAUCUACACGAUCAACAAUGAAGUUUUGCUGAAUUGUUAUAAUCAGAAUGUAUUGUAAUUUCUUUUUUAAAAACAAAAUAAGUUCGUUUCUAUAUAGAAGUUGACAUCACCCACUCCCAUGAAAACUAAGAUGAGAUCAUUUAUUACCCAAAAGAAAGAAGCAUUAUUGUAUGCGCAAUUCUAUGCUGAGUACUCAACUCUAACUCUCUUUAUUUGGGAAGAUGAUCAUUAUAAAAACACUAGUGAGUGGUAGCAUCAAAUAUUAGAUUUCGAUAUAUCAGACAAAGGAUUCAUCUAUAUUUUAGUUCCCAAUGUGGGAAUCUACCAGGCAAUCAUAGACAAGGAACUUAAAUUUAGUGUGCCAACAAUGCAUUUAUCACCUCUGCAGCUACUCACAAUAACAAUUGGAACUAGUGUUACUUUAAACUCAUAAUUGGAUAUACUAAUAAUUACAAGCUUUGAUUAUGGUUCUUCUGUUUAAAAAUAUGUGGCAUGGGAAAAUUCUAUUUAUUUUUUUGGAGAUUUUAUUUUAACAUAUUUUGACUUUAGUCUUUACUCUACUUUACAAGUCCAAAUUAGUUAAUAUUUUUUAAUCAUUCAAUAAGAUAACUAUUUUACUGUGAAUUCAGCAGAAAUCAUCUAUCAAUCCUAAAAUCGCAAGUCCAUGUUUACAUUUUCAAGAAACACUAAUGACAUCACAUAAAUAUAUUCCUAUUUAGAUCCAGCAACUAACCGUUUAUAUGAAUUUAGCAACAAAUUAACAGUUUCAACAAUUCAGAACCCAUAACUAAAAGGAAUAUUUGAUCUUAAUAUCUCAAAGGGUCAUUUUUCUAUCUCUGCGUUUGAAAUAGAGUUGCCCUUUUUAAAUAGAUUUUGUCGAUCUCAAAUUACAUUUAAUCUUUUGCCAAAGAAUGACACCAAUAUCUAUUAAGUGUACAAUCAGAAAUUGCCUAAAGUGAUUAUGCAAAAUUCAAUCGUUUAAUAUGCAGUGGACAGUUUUUCAGGUCCUCUAUAAAAAAUCAAUGCAAACAUCUCUGAUCCUAAAUUAGGGAAAUUCGAUGAUGAGACCUUUGAACUCUUAAAUGUUUAGAUUGAUUAAGAAUUUGACUUAGUUAAACUAUUUUAUGUAACUCAACUUUCUCUAGAAGGAUUAAUUUUAGUAGGGGUUCAAGAUCUGACUUUGUAUAUUUAUAUUUGUUAAAGUAAUUACACUUGCAUGUAAGUUUAUAAUAAUAUUUUUAAUCAAAAGAUUCACUUCAUAGAAAUUUCAUUUUAUUAUUUAUCAAACUUUACAGUAGCUAUUAAUUAAGGAAGUGUUGAAUUGAUAUUAAUCUAGGCUAAUUACGACGAACAAUUAUUUGGCUAAAAUAUCGCCUUUUCAGAAACAGUUAUCUGUUGUUAACCAUUUGAGUAGUUUUUAUUAACUUACAAAAAUUUAGUUCUCCUGACUCCUGAUAAGAGAAUAAUUAUAACCACGUUUAAUUAAGAUGUUAUUUUCAGUUUAGAUGAAGAAAUAGUGAACCAACUUUUCUAUGAUCAAAUCGAAAAACGAUUAGAAUUCAACCCUAAAUCAAUUAUUACUAAUUAGUUAAACCUAGCAUCUAUUUUUUUUAUUAAUAACAGGGAUAACUUUAUUAUAAUUGAUAUUGCUUAUAACAAUAGUCUUAUACCAAUAAGUAUUACUUUUGUUAACUAUGAAAUUUAUUCAUUGAAUCUUGUUAAUGAAUAGAUAGUGGUUUCAAAUUUAUUGGAGGAUGAUAUGCUUGAAUUUGAAGUAUAUAAAAUUUACAACAUUUUGAAACCUGAAUUUUAGAAGUAAUUACCCCCUUUGUAAAUUCUAAGAGGGGUUCCAAUUUAUUCUGAUGAUGCUCAUCUCUAUGUUCGCUCUCAAGCGAAUUAUAUGGUAGUUUAUAGUCCCGCUCUGCCUUACCACAGUACUUAGUAUUUUAGAUUCAAAUUCACAGGGAAUUACUUCAGUUGCAUCGACUUAAAUUAUACAUCCUAUGUUACUUUUUCUAAUAAGUAUUAUUUGUUGCAUGUUGCAAUAACUGAACAAUUUAUAAGCAGUAAUGUUAUAAAUGCUACCUACAUUUCAGAAUUAACUUAGAUAUUUGCUGUAUCAUCUGCAUUAAAUGUUGAAUCAAAAUAGUAUUUUGACGAUACUAUUUAUAUUAUAAAUCCACUAAUUGAUAUUGAAGUGGAUUCUAAGAAUUUAACAUACCAGUUUCAAAAGGCUGAGCAUUUUAGAAUCGAUUUAGAUUUUCUAUUCAAUUUUUAAAUUCUUAAAUAUGAUUUGUAAACUAAUGAGUAAGACUCAAAAUAAUCAAGUGUCGCAUGUUAGUUAUAUCCAUAUUUUUAAGGUUAAUAGAAUUAUAGUUUUCCAAACUUUACAAUAGUAUUGAAUGUGAAUAACGAGUUCUAUUUAUAAAGCAACACCUCAAUACUUGGAGUGCAAUCUGGAGUGCAAACAUAAUAUCUCUAUUAGUUCUAAAAGUGUAUGGCCUCUGCAUCUUAUUAAAAUAAAAUAUACACAAUUUGUAUUAGUUCUUAAAUAACAUUCCUAAUCUAAUUUGAAAUUUCAGGAGCCAAUAUUACACAACUUUUUGGGUAUGCUGCUUUGCCAUUAUCAUGCCAAGUGAUUAAAAAAAUGGUUUAAUUUUAGAAUUUAACCUUUGUACUUGGCUAGAAUGUAAUAUCAAGUAAAUAUGAGUAUAUUUACGUAUACAAUCUAUAUAACUUAAGCAAUAUUACAGUCUAAAAUGUAUCUUGCAAGAAAGGCAUUGAGGAUUUCGCAGUUCAAUAUCUCUAUAACCAAACUCAAAGUGAGCAAAUUAUUGCUAUAUUUUUCAUCUGCGAUAAUGCACUUUAUUAUAACCUUGGCUAUUUAAAUUAGAUUAAUUACACACUUCAUUUGGAUAAGGAUUUUUAGAAUGUUAUCUUAAAAGAUAAAAAACUAUUAAUAUUGAAAUAAACGGCUAUGCUGCAAAUAAUUCCCUUAGCUUUGAAGUAUAACGAGAUCCUGCUGGCUCUAACAACCACAAAUGCCACAACUUUCAUUUUCACCAUGACAUUCAGCAAAGAUUUAUACGUCAAAAAAGAACUGCAGUUAUAGACUAUAGUCUAAACAAUCCCCCCAUAUGGAAAUUAUACUCAAUAAUACUUUGGAUUAGCAAUGAAAGGUAUAUUAUUACUACUGUUUGCCUAAUAAAAUGAGCGUGUUUUUGCUGUCUAUAAUUAUACCAAAAUUUAAAGCAACAUUAGAGAACCUUUAAUGAUGAUGGGAGGCCUUAAUUAAUCACUCCCUAACCCCUAAGGAGUGGCUAUCUCCAUAGUGUCUAAUAAGUUAGGGGGCUAAAUUGUGGAUUUAACAAAUGGAUCACUAAAUAUAUAUAAUUUUACUUCUUCAAAUUAUUUAACAUGCUAAUCAACUUAAAGAGCUCACAACGAUUAAUAUUAUUCAUUGAGUCUUUACAAUUCUUUUAGUUCAGAUACUAUAGAAUUAAUUUUCCAAUAUAAAAAAGAGGGUCCAACUUAUUGGAUAUAUAUCCUUUUGGCUAUGGUCAUUUUAAGUGUACUAAGCUUUGUCUAUGUAUAUCGACAAAAGAUGAAGGAUCAUAGGUAUUUUUUUGAGGGAGAAGAAGAAUUAACUGAUGAAUUUGAGCUUUGA